Hansenula ciferrii is the source of this 957-nucleotide messenger RNA. It is a transcript of the gene MOB1, whose product is annotated as Mob1p. Gene Ontology annotation, molecular function: protein kinase activator activity. The transcript is spliced from 2 exons. Gene Ontology annotation, cellular component: nucleus; cytoplasm. The record is from RefSeq and is a predicted model, not a curated record. Gene Ontology annotation, biological process: positive regulation of protein phosphorylation; signal transduction; cell division. NCBI's taxonomy places the organism in Eukaryota, Fungi, Ascomycota, Saccharomycetes, Phaffomycetales, Wickerhamomycetaceae. Bases 1 to 957 code for a protein of 318 amino acids.
AUGUCUUUUUUCCAGAGUUUACACUUGAAUAAUGGUCAUACUAUAAAAACAACAAGAGGUUUCAAGAGAAAUCAGCAAGUUAAUGGUUCUCCAGAUGGAUCAUCUCCCGUUCUGCCUUUAUUUAAUACCCCGAAUUCAAAUGGCAAUGGUGUCAAUAAUAAUAAUAUAAAUGGAGCUCAACAACAACAAUUUCAACAAUUCCCAUAUCCACAACCUUCCUUAAAACCACAAUGGAAUAACUCUACACCAAGUAUUAACGGUCAAAAUACAAACAAUAACAACAAUAAUAAUAACAAUAACUAUAAUCAAAAUUAUAAUUCAGUUACAACACAUAAAGAUAUUAAAACAAUUGUGGAAUCAACUUUAGGAUCUGGAAUAGCAUUGGCUCAAGCUGUUAAAUUACCAAAAGAUGAAAACGUAAAUGAAUGGUUAGCUGUUCAUGUUGUGGAUUUCUAUAAUCAAAUCAAUAUGCUAUAUGGUACCAUAACGGAAUUUUGCUCUCCAAAAUCAUGUCCAAGAAUGACUGCAACAAGUGAAUAUGAAUAUUUAUGGCAAGAUUCCAAUUUAACAAAACCAGUCUCUGUUAGUGCUCCAAAAUAUGUUGAAUCUCUUAUGUUAUGGAUUCAAUCUUUAUUAGAUGAUGAAAAUAUUUUCCCAUCAAUGGCUAAUCAACCUUUCCCUCCACAAUUCCAAUCAUUAGUUAAAACCAUAAUGAAGAGACUGUUCCGUAUUUAUGCUCAUAUUUAUUGUCAUCAUUUCAAUGAAGUUAUAGAAUUGGGACUUAACACGCUGUUAAAUACAAGUUUUAAACAUUUCUUGUUAUUUUCAGAUGAGUUCAAUUUAAUUGCAAAUAAAGAUUUCGGACCUUUACAAAAUCUGGUGAUAGAGAUGUUGGUACAUGACGAUAACAAGGAACAAAAUAAACAACAAUUCAAUGGAUAUACAAAUGGGUUUUAA